UUUUUCAGGCUUUUGCGCGUUAAUUCCUCCCCUACACAUUGUAAACAAAGGUGCAAGUGGCAACAUUGAAGUCCUCCAUAUCAAUAUAUUUUUCAGGUUAUCUUCAAAGUCAUAUCUAGGCUGCCGUCUUCAAGUGAAUUUGAGAUUUUCAAUUAAGAUGGCAUCCAUCGGCAGAUCUGUUCGCUCCGCCUCUCGUCUCUUGUCCGCAGCCAGGCUCACGGCUACUUCUUCGCGGACUUAUGCCGACCAGAUGAGCUUCACCCUUGCUGCAGCAAAUCAGGUAUUCUACGCCAAUCAAAGUGUGAAGCAAGUAGAUGUUCCUUCCUUCAGUGGUUCAUUCGGUAUUCUAGCCGACCACGUACCAACUCUGGCUGUCUUAAAACCCGGAGUUAUCACAGUAUAUGAAGAUGAUGGUAAAGUUAAGAAGGUCUUCGUCUCCAGUGGAACUGUUACAAUCAAUGAAGAUUCAUCCGUUCAAGUUUUGGCUGAAGAAGCCCACCCAAUUGAAAAUUUAGACCUUUCAGCAGCUAAGGAAGCCCUCUCCUCAGCCCAGAACUCCCUUGCUUCAGCUAAGGAUGACAAAGAAAGGGCUGAGGCAGCCAUAGAAGUUGAGACAGCUGAAGCAGUCGUCCAAGCGAUUUCCGGAUAAUUUUAGUCCCUUAAUUUAAAUGUAUUGUAGAUUGAUUGAGCGCAACCGGCAACCAACUCCGAAGUUCCAGCUUUACCUCAGCGGGAAGCCUUUCUAAUGGAAGAAGCAUUUCUAUGUACAGUUUCUAUCUUCCUCAUGUCAUCUUGAAUGUAUCAUUCUCUUUAUUUUCUUUUCUAUUGUUGUUUUAAUGUUCGUUCCUAAUGCGACAUUCUUUCUCCUUUUUUUCCCUUAAUUUAAGUGAAAAAUAAAGUGCUUCUGUUAGUUUUAAA
This is a messenger RNA of Bemisia tabaci, 918 nucleotides long. It is a transcript of the gene ATPsyndelta, whose product is annotated as ATP synthase, delta subunit. NCBI's taxonomy places the organism in Eukaryota, Metazoa, Arthropoda, Insecta, Hemiptera, Aleyrodidae. Gene Ontology annotation, biological process: proton motive force-driven ATP synthesis. Gene Ontology annotation, molecular function: proton-transporting ATP synthase activity, rotational mechanism. The record is from RefSeq and is a predicted model, not a curated record.